Molecule: messenger RNA, 3753 nt
Organism: Aspergillus terreus NIH2624
Lineage: Eukaryota; Fungi; Ascomycota; Eurotiomycetes; Eurotiales; Aspergillaceae
Gene: alg10
Product: dolichyl-P-Glc:Glc(2)Man(9)GlcNAc(2)-PP-dolichol alpha-1,2- glucosyltransferase
Exons: 7
Coding region: 1-3753 (1250 amino acids)
Biological process (GO): dolichol-linked oligosaccharide biosynthetic process; DNA repair; protein N-linked glycosylation
Cellular component (GO): endoplasmic reticulum; nucleus
Molecular function (GO): phosphoric diester hydrolase activity; dolichyl pyrophosphate Glc2Man9GlcNAc2 alpha-1,2-glucosyltransferase activity
Source: RefSeq, a predicted model, not a curated record
AUGCGGGUGUUUGCCGCGUUUGCAGCGCAGCUACUUAAGCACCCCAAUGCUACUUCACCACUUUCUCCUUUUGCGAUCUCCAGGGACCAUCUCUCGUUCUUCACGGUCAACUACAGCAUGAGUUCCGCCCAGCGACAGUCGGGCCUGGUCCUCGCCGCCCGGUAUGCGGUCCCGUUCGUCCUGUUGACAAUCCCCGUCUGGAUGACCCGAGUCAAUGCCGUCGUUCCCGAAGCCUACCUGGACGAAGCUUUCCAUGUGCCCCAGGCGCAAGCGUACUGGCAUCACCAGUGGACGCACUGGGAUCCGAAAAUUACGACACCUCCGGGUCUGUACCUAUGGUCAUAUUUGCUGUGCAUUGUGGCUCUCACACUGCGCGAUUCCCCGAAGGAACUCAACCCGGAAGCUUUGCGGGCGACCAACGCUGGAGCUGCCGCCGUCUUCCUGCCUUGGAGGUUGCAGACACUGCUGGAUACCCUGCGCAAGGAGCGCAACGACCGUCCGUCGGGAGCUUGGCUCAGCCACACUGUUCUGAACAUCUGUCUCUUCCCGCCGCUGUUCUUCUUUUCCGGCCUGUACUACACCGAUAUCCUGGCACUCCUGCUUGUCGUUGAAGCUUAUAAUUGGGACCUGAAACGCGCUACGGCACUGUCGACAGUGCCCAGUCGAAUCGUCGUGUUCUUGCUCUUGAGUCUGGUGGCACUCGUGUGCAGACAGACUAAUAUCUUCUGGGUUGCCGUUUUCUUCGGUGGAUUGCAGGUGGUCCGGUCUGUGGAACGGGAUGCGAAGACAUGCCGAUCAAAAAACGUGGCGGAUAUUCUUAGGGGAGGCUUCAACGGUGAAGUAUAUGAUCCUUUCGUUUCGGAUGCCUCCAUCACAGACUAUUUCAGGGCUGCUAUUUCCCUUGGUGCGGCUGCCUUAGGUAAUUUGGGACGGGUAACUGUCUCGCUGCUCCCAUAUGUCUUCACUCUUGCAGCCUUUGGUGGGUUUGUGCUAUGGAACGGUGGAGUUGUUCUGGGACAUAAGGAAUUCCAUACUGCUGGCUUGCAUCUGCCUCAGAUGCUCUACAUCUGGCCAUACUUCUUGUUCUUCUCGUGGCCGAUCCUCGCGACGCCUGUACUCAACCUGGUUCUUCCACAGUCCUUAUUGCCUAAGUGGAUGGACUACGGAUUCACUGCCAAGCAGAAAGGCCUCCCAAAGCUUCUGACUGCUAUCGCCGUCAUUCCGACUAUGAUGGCUGUCGUGCAUUUCAACACGAUUGUUCACCCUUUUACACUGGCCGAUAACCGACACUAUGUGUUCUACGCCUUCCGCAUCCUUCGUUCUCAUCCCGCGAUCAAGUACAUUGCCACCAUCAUCUAUUUCUUAGGCGCUUGGGCGGCGAUCUCUGCCUUUGGGUUUGCUACCACCACCUCCCCGCCGCGCUUAGUCUCCGUGCCACAGUCAGCGCCAUCUCCGGCGGCCCCUGCACAACCGCAGACUCGCAAGCAAGCGAGGGACGCCAAAUUCAGGCAGAAGGAAAACAAGUCGAAGACCGCAAAUAAAACCACACAGCCUCCGAAGCCGAAGCCGUUGGACGAGGCUUCCUUUGAGAAGCUCAAGGAAGCCAUCAGUCAGCGCCAGAGACAACAGCAGGGAGCCCUGCGGGUGAGCUUUGUCCUGGUAUGGCUCGCUGCAACUGCACUGUCGCUCAUCACGGCGCCUCUUGUUGAGCCUCGAUACUUCAUUAUUCCGUGGGUAAUGUGGCGAUUGCAUCUCCCUCGGCAGCCGGUACCGCAAAUAUACCGUGAGAAGCGUCCGAGCGACGAAAAGGAGGCACUUCAUGCGGCGAUUGCGACCAACUUCCCCUUAUUUUUGGAAACACUCUGGUUUAUGCUGGUCAAUGCAGUGACCGGAUAUGUUUUCCUCUACAAGGGAUUUGAGUGGCCUCAGGAGCCCGGGAAAGUCCAACGGUUCAUGUGUCGAAUGAGUUCGGGGUUGGCAUGUACACCCGUGACCGGCUUCCGUCUGCCACCAGUCACCGGCGACAAUCGAGUUGCCGUUCCACCAACCUCGCCUUCUCCCAACGAGGUACAGCUUCCUGCAGGUGAAUACAAAACCAUGGAUGAAACGGCCCAUCCUCCUGCAAAAAGGGCCAAGCUCUCCUCUGACGACUCCACGACCAACAGCACUACGGCCUUGGCAUCCCUGCGCCGCUCUAUUACUCCGCCGUCACCACGGCCUUCAAAGAGAGCUGCUUCAUCGCCCGCAAAGACGACGAACGCACAGCAAGAUACAGCGCGGGUCAUUCCGUCUCCUUUCCAAUUGACACAUGUCCGCGAUCUGGCCGAGUCCUCCGGUAACAAUGCAGACACGGUUCGAUUGCACAACAUCCUAGGGGAUCCGAUGAUCCGCGAAUGUUGGCAGUUCAACUACCUGUUCGAUGUGGACUUUCUCAUGAAGCAGUUCGACGAGGACGUCCGGUCUCUAGUCAAAGUCAAAGUUGUCCAUGGGAGCUGGAAGAGGGAAGCUCCCAACCGCAUCCGCAUAGAUGAAGCAUGUUCGAGAUACCCCAAUGUGGAAGCUAUAGUAGCCUACAUGCCCGAGGCCUUUGGGACCCAUCAUUCGAAAAUGAUGAUUCUCCUCCGUCAUGAUGAUUUAGCUCAAGUGGUCAUCCAUACCGCCAACAUGAUCCCCGGCGACUGGGCCAACAUGUGCCAGGCCGUGUGGCGCUCGCCCCUCCUUCCACUGCGGAAGGACAUUGAUGCAGAGUCCGAGGAUGCUGCAAAGAUCGGUAGUGGCAUGCGCUUCAAACGAGACCUCCUCGCAUACCUGGACCACUACGGUCCAAAGAAAACAGGACCGCUGGUUGACCAGCUGCGCCGGUAUGAUUUUGACGCGGUGCGCGCUGCCCUCGUCGCCAGCGUACCAUCGAAGCAGAAGAUCAACACGGCGGAUUCUCAACGAACUACUCUCUGGGGCUGGCCCGCGCUCAAGGACGUGGUCCGGGGUAUUCCACUACGUGCGGCUGGGGGUAGUAAAUCUGCAGUUACACCACAUAUUGUUUCUCAGAUUUCCUCAGUUGCAUCGCUUGGCCAGACCGAUAAGUGGUUGAAGGAAGUGUUCUUCAAGUCGCUCUCAUCGGAUCCCACCAGCAAAUACUCGAUCAUCUUUCCAACCGAUGAUGAGAUUCGACGCUCCCUAAACGGCUAUGGAUCAGGUGGGUCCAUCCACAUGAAGAUACAGAGUGCGCCGCAACAAAAACAGCUGCAGUACAUACGUCCGUAUCUGUGUCACUGGGCGGGAGACCGAGACGAUGGCUCGAGUGCAGGCACGUCAAUGUCUCGCAAGCGCGACGCAGGGCGUCGGCGCGCGGCGCCUCAUAUCAAGACGUACAUCCAGUUCUCGGAUACGAAGACGAUGGACUCGAUUGACUGGGCGAUGGUGACAUCCGCCAACCUCUCUACGCAGGCGUGGGGCGCCGCGCCAAAUGCUUCCGGGGAGAUACGCAUCUGUAGCUACGAGAUUGGGGUUGUCGUUUGGCCACAGUUGUUCGCAGACAGCGAUGCCGAAAGUGCCGUGAUGGUCCCGUGCUUUAAGCAGGAUACGCCCGCCUUCGCGGAGCGCGAAGGUCCUGUCCCGUCGGUGGUGGUCGGUCUCCGCAUGCCAUACGACCUCCCCCUGACCUCAUACACGCCAAAGGAUACGCCGUGGUGUGCAACGGCGACGCAUACGGAACCCGACUGGCUGGGUCAGACCUGGACAGACGACGGCUAG